GAGAGAUGCAUUGCCGGACGAUACUCCAGCAACAGAUGCGCUAGAAUGCAGUUCUUAGCGUUUGCAAGUGUGUUAAGUGUGGUGUGCUUAGAUACGCUCGUCCAUGCGGCAGACCCAGCAACAGGUCCUCCAAAUCUGGAAGAUGUCAGCAAAAUAGCCAACGGGGAAGCAUUCGCACUGGAGUGUCUAAUUGAAAGUGGGCUCAAGCUGGACUCGCUUGCAUCACUCUCCGCCAGCGAUCUAGACGCGAACGGAGGCAAGAUUAAGUGCAUGAUGAAAUGUUUCUACGAGAAAACGGGCUUCAUGGACAAAGAGGGUCAGCUGCAGGAGAAAACCAUCACGGACCAGCUAUCCAAGUUUAUGCCGCGUGAUCGCAUCGAGUCGCUCGUAAAGAACUGCAACUUCCAGGAGCCGGAUGCGUGUGAAACGGCCUACAAAGUGACGGAGUGUUACUUCCAGAAUAAGGCGGGUCUGUUCUGA
Molecule: messenger RNA, 480 nt
Organism: Anopheles marshallii
Lineage: Eukaryota; Metazoa; Arthropoda; Insecta; Diptera; Culicidae
Product: general odorant-binding protein 56d-like
Exons: 3
Coding region: 46-480 (144 amino acids)
Biological process (GO): sensory perception of smell
Molecular function (GO): odorant binding
Source: RefSeq, a predicted model, not a curated record